Molecule: messenger RNA, 1167 nt
Organism: Exophiala xenobiotica
Lineage: Eukaryota; Fungi; Ascomycota; Eurotiomycetes; Chaetothyriales; Herpotrichiellaceae
Product: thymidylate synthase
Exons: 1
Coding region: 1-1167 (388 amino acids)
Biological process (GO): dTMP biosynthetic process
Cellular component (GO): mitochondrion; cytosol
Molecular function (GO): thymidylate synthase activity
Source: RefSeq, a predicted model, not a curated record
AUGGCUCCUUCUGCCAUUGCUACAGAACCCCUACCUGCGCCCGGCGACUCAAUAGGCUUCAUCAAGGAAAAUGCGAAGAACCUGCAAAAUGGCUCGAACAGAGAAUCACCCGUCACAACAGGCACUUCCACUCCGAUACCCACGAAUCCCACCUCCUCACCACCAAACCCAAACCACGCAGAAUACCAAUAUCUCAACCUGAUCCGCGACAUCCUCUUGCGCGGUGAACACCGCCCCGAUCGCACCGGCACCGGCACACUCUCCCUCUUCGCCCCUCCCCAACUGCGGUUCAGCUUGUCCAAACCAUCCUCUUCGUCCACCUCUGGCUCCGACCGCAUCUCCGUCCUCCCUCUCCUAACCACGAAACGCGUCUUCCUUCGCGCCGUAACCACCGAGCUCCUCUGGUUCAUAUCGGGCUGCACAUCCUCACGGCCGCUCUCGGAAGCGGGCAUCCACAUCUGGGACGGCAACGGCUCGCGCGCGUUCCUGGACAUUCUGGGCUUCUCACACCGCGAGGAAGGCGACCUCGGCCCUGUCUAUGGUUUCCAAUGGCGGCAUUUCGGUGCUGCGUACGAAGACUGCCACUCCGACUACACGGACAAAGGGGUCGACCAGAUCGCUGAGAUUGUGCGCAAACUCAAAACCAACCCCUACGAUCGGAGAAUCAUCCUGAGCGCCUGGAACGUCGCGGACCUGAAACUCAUGGCUCUCCCGCCCUGCCAUAUGUUUGCGCAGUUUUAUGUUAGUUUCCCUGAUGCGGUCAGGGGCGAGGCUGCACUCGGGCAGCACGACGAUGGCAAAAAUGGCGAGAAAGCAGAGCGCAAGGCGAAGGGCCACCUCUCGUGCGUCCUCUACCAACGCUCCUGCGACAUGGGCCUGGGUGUGCCGUUCAACAUCGCCAGCUACGCGCUGCUGACACACAUGCUUGCGCACGCGUGCGAUCUGGUGCCCGGCGAACUCAUCCACACAAUGGGUGAUGCGCAUGUGUACUUGGACCACAUCGACGCUCUGAAGGAGCAAUUGCUUCGUGAGCCAAGGGACUUUCCGACGCUGAAUAUCAAGCGUGACGAUAGAGGGAGUGGGAACAUGGACGGCUGGAAGGUCGAGGAACUUGAAGUUGUUGGCUAUAAGCCGCAUGGGGGAAUCAAAAUGAAGAUGAGCGUCUGA